AUCCCACUAACCCACCUUCCCUCCACAAACCCUCCAUAGUCUUGCUGCAAAUCAUCACCCAAUUCAAUCCCAUCACUCCCACAACACUCCAAAUUAGAACUCUCUUUCAAAAAUCUUUUAAAAAUAAGAAUAAAAAUCCAAUCUUUACCCCCAAAACUCAAUGGCCAAAGAUUGUAAUCCUAGUAUUCCCACGUCCCAUCUCCAUCCCCCCUCCCUCCCUCCACCAAUAAUGGAGAGAAUUGAAAUGAUGAAUCCCUCAAUUCUAAAGAGAGAGGCUGAUUGUGGAGCUUCAGAGCUCACAUGCACCACAUUUUGGCUGCCUUUUUGUGAGGUUUUGUAGUUGACCCUUUUCAUUCCUCUCAUGCCCUAGAUUGUGACUUUCUUGGUUCAUCUCCUGCUUCUUGCCUUGUCAAUCAAUUCCAUUCACCUUUAAUGUGACUUAUCUCCUCUAGUAGCACUUAUUUAUAUGGAUAUUUAAUUUCCACAUUUAUCUCAACUGUAAUUGGCUCAAGGCCUUUCCUUCCCCUUUUGAGCUUCUCCCCCUUUCUGCUUGCUUUAUGGCUCACAAGAUCAUGAAUUAUUGCCUUUUUUUCCAUUCAUGAAUCAUGUUUUCUAUGAAGCUUACAAUGUAGGGCACUCCCAAUUCUUCAAUUCCUGUCAGCUCCAUUUCUAUCUGUAACUGCCCUCUGUUUCCAGUGAUGGGAGGAAGCAAGAUUUUGAAUUUGACAAUAAUGUUUUGCUGCUUAAUUGCUUCUGUCCAAUCAUUGAAUGAAGAGGGAAACAUUCUUCUUGAAUUCAAGAACUCCCUCACUGAUCCUUACCUCAAUCUCCAAAGCUGGAAUCCAUUGGAUUCCAACCCUUGCAAGUGGAAAGGCAUAGGCUGUAUCUCAAACAACACUGUUGUUGCUGUCAAUCUCAGUGGCUUCAACUUAUCUGGCAAUCUCUCCUCCUCCAUUAGCAAACUCCCACACCUAGCCAUCUUCAACAUCUCCAAAAACCUCAUCUCUGGCCCAAUCCCUUCCAAUUUCAGCUCCUUCCAAUCCCUCCAAGUGUUGGACCUCUGCACGAAUCGCCUCCACUCCGAGUUCCCGUCUCACCUCUGCACCAUCACAUCCCUCACAAAGAUGUACCUCUGUGAGAACUAUCUCUUUGGAGGAAUCCCUCAUGAUAUUGGCAGCCUUCCCUCUCUUGAGGAGCUUGUGGUGUAUAGUAACAACCUAACCGGCGAGAUCCCUUCGUCGAUAGGACGGUUGAAGAGGCUCAGGAUCAUCAGGGCUGGGAGAAAUCUCCUCUCUGGCCCUCUCCCUUUUGAGAUCAGUGAAUGUGAGGGGUUAACUAUGUUAGGAUUAGCUGAGAAUAAGCUAGAAGGCCCUUUCCCUUCUCAGCUUCAAAGCCUCAAGUCUUUAACCACUGUGAUUCUUUGGAACAAUCUGUUUAGUGGUGAGAUCCCUCCUGACAUAGGUAACUUCACUAGCUUGGAGCUGUUGGCGAUGAACGGGAACCAGUUGUCGGGAGCUCUCCCACGAGAGAUCGGGAAGCUGCCCGUGUUAAAAAGGUUGUACCUUUACACAAAUCAGCUGAAUGGGAGCAUCCCAGUUGAGCUAACCAACUGUUCAAAUGCAGUUGAGAUUGAUCUCUCUGAGAAUAAACUGACCGGGGUAAUCCCGAGAGAGUUUUCUCGGGUGUCCCGGCUUGAGCUCCUUUACCUCUUUGAGAAUCAUCUUGUGGGAGAGAUUCCCAUUGAGUUAGGGGACUUGCACCAGCUGAAGAAGCUGGAUCUGUCCAUAAACAACUUAACUGGUUCGAUCCCGUUAGCGUUUCAAAGCCUCGUUUUCUUGAAAGACAUUCAGCUCUUCAACAAUCACCUCAGUGGUGUAAUCCCUCCACUUCUUGGAUACAAAUCCAACAUCUCAAUCAUUAACCUCUCCAAGAAUAACCUCAUAGGCAGCAUUCCUCCGCAUAUAUGUCGAUAUCAGAAGCUGAAUUUUCUCAGCCUCGGAUCAAACCGGUUGUCGGGAAACAUUCCCCAUGGCCUCAAAACAUGUAAAUCACUUGAUCAGCUUAUGUUAGGUGACAACUUACUCACUGGAAGCCUCUCUGUUGAGUAUACCAAGCUUCAGAACCUCUCAGCGCUCGAGCUUCAACAAAAUCGAUUCUCAGGGCUUAUCCCUCCGGAAAUUGGGAACUUUACAAGCAUAGAGAGGCUCCUGCUGUCACACAACCAUUUCAUUGGCCACAUUCCUCCAGAGAUAGGGAAUCUUGUGAAGCUCGCUGCGUUCAACGUCUCGUUCAACCAGUUGAUUGGUAGCAUCCCGGAAGAGUUGGGGAAUUGUGUAAAGCUAGAGAGGCUUGAUCUUAGCAGCAACUCGUUCACUGGCCCCGUUCCUGACAAACUCGGCUCGCUAGUGAAGCUCGAAUUGCUCAAGCUAUCCGAUAACAGAUUGACAGGCUCGAUUCCCGGGAGCGUAGGUGGUUUAGUGAGGCUAACUGAGCUGCAAAUGGGAGGAAACUUGUUCUCAGGGAGCAUUCCUGUUGAGCUAAGCCAACUUACAGCUCUUCAGAUUGCUCUCAACAUGAGCCACAACAAUCUCAGUGGCUCGAUCCCGAGCAGCCUCGGGAGCCUGCAGAUGCUUGAGAUUCUCUGCCUGAACGACAACGAGCUCAGUGGCGAAAUCCCUACCUCGAUAGGGGGGCUGAGGAGCCUCAACCAAUGCAACCUCUCUAACAACCGUCUAUCCGGAGUGGUUCCUAACACACCGACUUUCCAGAAGAUGGAUGCGAGUAAUUUCGUUGGAAACAACGGUUUAUGCGUGGUCGGCCAGAGCCAAUGCCAUUCGGAUCAAACACCAUCUCCCCCAAACCGGAGCUGGUUCAAGGAUGGCUCAGCGAAAGAGCGAAUAAUCAGCAUUGUUUCCUUUUGCAUCGGUAUUGUCUCCUUAGUUUUCAUCGUUGUCGUUUGCUGGAUCAUGAGGCGCCCGGGGCCCUCCUUCGCCUCACUCGAUGACCAAAUCAGGGAGGAUGAGUUAGACGGCUAUUACUUCCCCAAGCAGGGCUUCAACUACCAGGACCUAGUCGAAGCCACGGGGAAUUUCUCCGAAGCAGCUGUCGUUGGGAAAGGCGCCUGUGGCGUGGUCUACAAGGCCGUCAUGGCGGAUGGCGAGACCAUCGCGGUUAAGAAGCUGAAGUCGCGCGGGGAAGGAGGCGACAGCAGCUUCCGAGCCGAGAUAUCGACUCUAGGGACGAUUAGGCACAAGAACAUCGUAAAACUGUACGGCUUCUGUUACCAUCAGGACAGCAACCUCAUCUUGUACCACUACAUGCCCAACGGGAGCCUUGGCGAGAUACUACACGGAGACGAGACAGCGACGAUGCUGGACUGGGACGCACGCUACAGAAUUGCUCUCGGUGCUGCUGAGGGACUCUGCUAUCUGCACUACGACUGCAAGCCUCAGAUCAUACACCGAGAUAUCAAGUCGAACAACAUCUUGCUCGAUGAGUAUUUCGAGGCGCACGUAGGCGAUUUCGGCUUGGCUAAGCUGAUGGAGUUUUCCUACUCUAAAUCAAUGUCUGCUGUUGCUGGAUCAUAUGGAUACAUUGCUCCUGAAUACGCGUACACAAUGAAGGUGACCGAGAAGUGUGACAUCUACAGUUUUGGAGUGGUUCUAUUAGAGCUAGUGACGGGGAGGUCACCGGUGCAGCCACUGGAGCAGGGCGGGGACCUGGUGACGUGGGUGAGGAGGUCGAUGCACAAGCUGGACACGGCGUCUGAGAUCUUCGAUCGGCGUAUUGAUCUAGGUGCUAAGAGGACGACUAAUGAGAUGUUCUUGGUUCUCAAGAUCGCGUUGUUCUGCACCAGCACGUCGCCUCUGAAUAGGCCGAAUAUGAGGGAGGUGAUCGCCAUGCUCGUUGAUGCGAGGGAUGGAGCCGCAGAUUCGGUCGCGUCUCCAACAUCAGAAACUCCUCUGGAUGGAGAGGAUUAUUGUUGAGGAAGAAGAUGGGAAUGUAGGAGGAUGCAACCACUCUGAUGUUGAAUUGUAAAGGUGGAUUACUAGCUAGAAUCGAUUCAUUGCUAAUAAUAAUUUGAGCCAUUAGUUUC
Molecule: messenger RNA, 4096 nt
Organism: Salvia hispanica
Lineage: Eukaryota; Viridiplantae; Streptophyta; Magnoliopsida; Lamiales; Lamiaceae
Product: Leucine-rich receptor-like protein kinase family protein
Biological process (GO): protein phosphorylation
Molecular function (GO): protein kinase activity; ATP binding; protein binding
Source: RefSeq, a predicted model, not a curated record